CAUUACUCUGUAAUGCAAGCCAAACCGUAUACUACUGAUUACAUCAACGAAAUUUCACGUUCAGUAGUUUCCCAAUGUGAUAAAAAAUUUGUUAUCUGUAUCUAAGCGCGGUUACACAUCCCACUUGGGGCAUUUUAAACUUCCCGCCCGCAGAGAAGUGCUGCCAUCUAGUAAAUAAUAAGACCAUUCCGCAUGUGCCAAAAAAUUUUGAAAAUUUGUGCACUAUUUUUUGAAUAAACAAAAGGCUCUUACGCUUACCUUACGUGUGUUGUGCCUUGCAGUGCCUGGUCUCAAGUACGAAUUCGUGCUCUAAGCACAUCAACAAGGCUAGAUUGAUUUACGCUUGCGCUUGCAAGAUUUCAAUGGAAUGUAAAUGGCAAGAAAGCAACCCUUUGCUAACAGCAAUAAAUCUUCAACCAUCAGACCGAAUUGUGUCCACCUUCGAACAAGGUCUUUCAGAUGCCAAUUUCAUCACAACCAACUUGAUGAAAAAAAUCUUCAGCGAAGAUGGCAAAAUAUGCCUGCUCAUCUUACACAACACAAUCGGUCACUAUCACAAUGUUUUAAAAUGUUUGGGGCACGAUUUAAUGCAAAAGCUGAAAGACGGUCACGCCACCACCAUCGAACCCUUGAAAAACAUCACAGAUUUUCUAACAAGUGACAAAGAGACCUUGGUUAAACAUCUCUUUCUGGCCAUUCGUGACAAAAUGAACAAGCUACUCGUUUCCCAUCCAAACGGCCGAGUUUAUCUUAUAAUAGACGAUCUCAGUCACCUACUUGAUUUAGAUGUGGAUGUUAAGUAUAUGACGAGCUUUAUAAAUUAUUGCAUAAAUCUGGUGCAAAACGAUCGGGUGCAUGUUAUAGUGAGCUACCACAUUGCCAAUGCAAACGACAAAGUGAUAAGCAACUGUCUGCGUUACGUUUCUAAUCUUGUCAUCGAUAUAUCUCCCUUAAAAACUGGGAUUAGUCACGAUGUCACUGGGAUAAUCUCCAUUGAAAGGAGACAUUCGACCGAUGUCGCCCUGAGGAAAAGUGUUUUACAUUAUAAGGCAUAUGAUAGGGAAAUUAAAACUUUCGCUCCUGGUGAAGCAAUUUACCAUUUAUAUAAAUAAGUUUAGUAUCAUUUUGUAACCGUUUGUAUUUAUCAACCAAUGUUGUAAGUACAUACUUUUAACGUAGUUAUUAAAUCCAGUCUUGAUGUUUUCAAUGUAAAUUUUUGUGUUGCUGGAUCUGUCAGAGAAGAGGAAAAGUUGUUUUCUAAUUUUUUCAAAUUACAAAGAGUAGGUAUUUGACUUGUAAAACUGCAAUUCUUUCCUCCAUUCAUUCUGAGAUUGCUAUACUAAAUAUUCGCAAAAACUUGCCCUGUAUAGUGUGGAAACGGUUUACUGACCAUAGUGAUUUCAAUGCUAAUUUCUUUAUAACGAAAUAUCUUGCCUAAUUAAGUUAGACGAAAGUUGUAAAUAUGGUUUCUUGUAGCUUGAAAAAUUCUUUGCUGCUCGUCGUAUAUUUCAAUUCGGGAAACUGGAGAAAUAAGUAAAUUGGAAUCUAGUGUUUGCGUAAAAAUUGAAUUUUUGUUUCAAUAAUUUCACACGAGUGAUUUUACUAAAAUCACUCGGGCCGUGAAAUCAUUGAAACAAAAAUUAGAUUUAUAAUUAUAUACUUAUCUCUGCACUCUUUAAGUGUUUCCCAUGAUAAUUGGUCAUGAGAAUUUAAUAAUUUGUUAUGUAAUAAAUAAAAGUUUAUUUUGCCUCUAGUUGCCCACAAUCACACACAAAUAACACUGAAUAUAAAUCAAAAUAACAUUACCGAUUUAUAAGAUUCUUACAAAAACAUAAUUUAAAUUUAAUCUAUUAGUUACACACACUACCUAUAUUCACAUUAUUAUUAGCAUCUGCGAUUCUCCUAAAGCUUAUACAGUGUUAACAUUUAUUAAUAUAAAGUUUGAAAGUAUGAUGAUCAUUCUCGAAACAAUUUAUAAAGUAUCUGGUUGGUGGUUACUCAUCACCUUUAAGAUUGUAUAGGUACACACUAAGUAUUGUAUUAUCAAUGCUACACUCGAUGCUACAAGUAAAAAAUUAUUACUCAUAGAAUCAAUGUCAUCACUUAUACCAUUGUAGGUAUAUGUGUUAAAGAUAUAAACAACACAUUAUUUUUGCGGUUCAUUUGGAAACUGUCGCGCGUACUUACAUUUCUACUUUCAAAACAAGUAGGUACGAUGUACGAUAUGCUUUAAUUUCUGUAGGAUUUACAAACAUAAAGGAAACAUAUGCGUAUGCUGUAAUAUUUCAAUCUAAACCACAACAAAAUAGCAUGAUAGAGUAUCAAGCAAGAGUGGAACUAGCUGAACGGUAGGCUCUAGGCUUAAAGGCCCCAUACACGGACUAGAAAAAAAUUCAAAGAGCUGUAACUUUUGAACUAGUAGCCCAAUCUUAGAACUGUUUCAAAUUAUGGAUUCUACAGGCCACAUUCU
This is a messenger RNA of Photinus pyralis (common eastern firefly), 2470 nucleotides long. RefSeq names its product elongator complex protein 6-like. Bases 363 to 1112 code for a protein of 249 amino acids. Lineage: Eukaryota; Metazoa; Arthropoda; Insecta; Coleoptera; Lampyridae. Gene Ontology annotation, biological process: tRNA wobble uridine modification. Gene Ontology annotation, cellular component: elongator holoenzyme complex. The record is from RefSeq and is a predicted model, not a curated record. The transcript is spliced from 2 exons.